Messenger RNA from Rhodamnia argentea, 1932 nucleotides. RefSeq names its product fructose-bisphosphate aldolase-lysine N-methyltransferase, chloroplastic-like. The coding region runs from base 125 to 1576 and encodes 483 amino acids. The transcript is spliced from 16 exons. The record is from RefSeq and is a predicted model, not a curated record. Gene Ontology annotation, molecular function: protein binding; protein-lysine N-methyltransferase activity. Lineage: Eukaryota; Viridiplantae; Streptophyta; Magnoliopsida; Myrtales; Myrtaceae. Gene Ontology annotation, biological process: peptidyl-lysine monomethylation.
CCAAAUUGAUCCCGGGUCGGGUAUGCAAUGAUUCGGACUAUCCAAACAUUGUUAUUUCCAUGGUUUUUGGGUUUUCCACGCGAAUCCCGCACUUCCGUUCCGCCUUCUCUUCCGCAACGUGCAAAUGUUAUGUCCCUCCCAAGUCGCGAAGCUCCGGCCGGUUCCGCGCCCGCUCCUCUCCGCGGCUCGUCGUCUCUACGACGACCUCCGAUGCUCAAUCUCGUCCUCUUCUCUAGCUCAGGUCUCGCCGUGCGUGGACGAGGAUUGCAGCGAUUUCUUGCCGUGGUUGGAGCGGAAAGCGGGCGUCGAGAUCUCGUCGUUCCUUUCGGUCGGGAAAUCCGUCUACGGAAGGUCCCUGUUUGCUUCGAAGGCGAUAAGAGCAGGUGACAGUAUUUUGAAGGUCCCUUUCAAUGUGGAAAUAUCACCAGAUGAUCUCCUUCCUGAAAUUAGGUCCUUGAACAUAGGAAAUGUAGCUAAGCUUGCUGCCGUCGUCCUGAAAGAACAGAAAAUGGGUCAGGAUUCUGAAUGGGCUCCUUAUAUAAGAAGUCUUCCUCAGCCCGAGGAGAUGCAUAGCACGGUAUUCUGGAGCAAUGAGGAGUUGGAGAUGAUUAAAGAAAGCUUGGUCUAUCAAAGAACCAUUGACAAGAAAGUUGGAAUGGAGAGGGAAUUUUCAGUACUUAGGCAUGCUCUUGAUCAUCAGUUCCCAGAAGUUUCCAAGUAUAUGAAUUUUGAAGAUUUCAUGCAUGCAUGUGCUUUAGUGGAAUCUCGCGCAUGGGAAAGCAGCAAGGGCUAUUCUCUGAUUCCUUUUGCAGAUUUUCUAAACCAUGAUGGGCUUGCAAAAGCAGUUUUGUUGAGGGAUGAACAAAAACAAUUUUCAGAGGUGAUUGCUGAUCGCAAUUAUGCUCCUGGUGAACAGGUACUAAUAUCAUAUGGAAAGUUUUCGAAUGCUAUCUUAUUGUUGGAUUUCGGGUUUACCCUUCCACACAACAUUCAUGAUGAGAUUUCCGUGACAGGAGAGCCUGACAAACAAACAACUAGAAAGAAAGCGAUGGGUGCAUAUUCGAAUGUUCGGAUUCAAAUUAGUGUUCCUCUUCAAGAUCCUCUGUACAAAAUGAAGCUGUAUCUUCUGCAAAGACAUUGCUUGCAGAUAACUUGCAAAUUUGGCUUUUCCAAGUGGUCCUCAGAUUCUUUCACAAUCAAGGAAGUGAGAUCUGUUAAAGGAAAAGGCACCGGGAUUCCACAAUCACUUCGUGCUGCUGCCCGUGUGCUAUCUUGCACCUCUCUUGAAGAGCUGAAUGAUAUGGAGGAGGAAGCCACCCAAAAUGAUGGACGGCUAGGCCGACGUCCUUUGAAGAAUUUCAACAGGGAAAUACAAGCACAUCAGUUGUUGCUAUCACAUAUCACUAGAUUAAUUGACCAAUACAAUGCAUCUGCAAAGUUAAUGAAGCCUACUGGUUGUCCUGCAAGCAAAAGAGAUGGCAUCCGCAGGUCAAUGGCAUGUGAGCUACUGGCUGGCGAACUUCGUAAUCUGAAAUCUGCUGCUUCAUGGCUAGUGAGCUACACAACCGACCGGUGACAGCACAAAACUGGCUGGAGGCUUUGUCAGUCGGUGAAACAAUCAAGUAAGCAGACACUUUCCAUGUCAGAAAUCAAAGGAAGCAUCAGUGAAGCGAUAAAUCCAUAACUUGUAUUUUGAUGGGUGCUUGCAAAUCUCUGAACGCAGCCGGCAGCCAAUCGAAACCUUCUUCUUUGGGUGCAAAUCAGGUGUGGGGAUUAUCUGUUUCUCAUGUUCUCUUCUCCAAAGGGUGAGAGAUUGGGGAGUAGACCACUGUAUCGAUGCAAUACUAAAUUGAGCUUGACUCUGAAGUCAUCGGUUUUUAAACUCCAUUAAUCUAUUUUCACACCCAUGUAAAUCAAAGAAAUUAUUUUAUU